AUGGAUCAACCGCUUUCCCUUAAACUGCCUUCAUUAAGUUUAAUUUCUCAACAUAAGCUGCAAAGUAUAUUAUCUCAAUGUGGGGAAAAGGCAGAUUUAAUAAUCGAUCCUGCUCUCAUCAAACCUUUGGAGAGAAUUUGUGGAGUCAGCUGGCUCAGACAACAUGGAGUUGAUAAAAUAUACAAAAUGGAUCCACAAUUAGGAGCUACAACAAACACCAACCGCAUAUACUUUAUACCAGCCAGCAUACAGAAGUAUAAAUGUGUUUUGGACCAGAUAUCUUCUGUUCUAAGUCAGAAUCCAGCUUUAAGUGAUGCUAAGUGUUUUAAUAUUAUAAUUAUACCCAAGGUUAUUGCAACAUAUGAUUCUAUAUUAGAGAAUCGAGGUCUAUAUGACAUUGUGAAAUUGCAUUCAUUUUCUUGGGAGUUAAUGUACUUAGAUGAUUACCUACUUAGCUUGGAACUUCCAUUUCUUUAUAAGCAGUUAUUUGUAGAACAAAAUCAUUCUCUUUUAUCAAGCAUUUCAAUGUCUCUAUGGAGUUUAUUUCAAGUGAUAGGGAAACCAAAAUGUAUUUUAUCAUUAGGAAAACUGUCAGCAAGUGUGUUAGAUAUUUUAGAAGUUUAUAAUGAGAGCUAUGCUCGAGAUUUUGUAAGUCCAGAAUCCCAAGAUAUAGGAGCCUUGAUAAUUAUUGAUAGAGACCAAGAUUAUGCUUCAAGCUUACUUACACCUGCUACAUAUAGUGGAUUGUUGAGUGAAAUAUUUGAUAUAAGCUGUGGCCAUCUGGAACUUAAUGGUAAAGAGACAAAAAUGAAAAGAGGUAAAUUAAAUUUUGUUACCCCAGAAGUAAAAACUUCAAAAAACACAAUUAUGAUGUUGGAUAGUUCAAUGGAUAACUUGUAUGGAGAAAUAAAACAUAGACAUUUUUCUGAAGUUUUAAGUGUAUUGAGUUCAAAGGCAAAGUUGUUAAAAAAUGAGGAUAUUAAAGCCUUAGGUAUUCAAGAAAUGAAACAUUUUGUUGCAACUAAAUUACAGCAAAUCACACUUUACAAGCAGAAUCUAGUCAAUCAUGUUUUAGCGAGUGAAACCAUUAUAUCAGAAAUGGAUAAUAAAUUUGAAAAUUUAACACUAACAGAGAGUGAAAUGUUAAAUAAUAGAAACAAAAAGUCAAAUUUUACUUAUGUUGAUGAGAAUUUCGGUACAGAUAUACAUAUUUAUAAUAGUUUAAGACUCAUGUGCUUGUUGAGUUUAACUCAAGGUCUGUCUUAUGAAGAAUACAAUUCUCUCGUAAGCAAAUAUUUAUUAGCAUUUGGUUAUAAAUUUUUGUAUGUUUUUAAUAAUUUAGUCACCGCAGGGUUAUUAGUGCAGCCCUCUAGUCCUAAGCUAUCUCUAACAAAUUUGGGAACUUUGAGUGACAGACUGCCAAAAUGGCAAAAUGAAUUCCAAACAGUGGCCAACAAGUUAAAGCAACUACCAUCAAAAUCUGAUGACGGAAAGUCACCAAGUUAUGUAUUUAAUGGUGGCUAUGUCCCAUUAGUUGCUAUUUUAUGUAAUGCUUUGUUAAGUUCAGAAUCUCUUGUUGAAGUGUUGGCAAAAUUGUCAGCUUUAAACGACUUAAAAGUGGGUGGUUCAGUUAUUGAUAAAUUAAAGAAUGGAAUCGAGACAUUAAAUGAGAAAUUAUCAAAUUUAAAUGUACAGGGUGAUUUGGAUUUUGGUUCAAAAGAUGCUAAAGCAUUGUCAAAAAUUCUGAAAAGUGAUAGUAAAUCUUAUUCUUACUCAUUAAAACCUAGAACGAUAUUAGUUUAUAUGAUCGGUGGAAUCACAUAUGCAGAGAUAGCUGCUUGUAAUGUUGUGCAGACUGCUACAAAUAGUAAGAUUAUAAUAGCAAGUGAUUGUAUUGCAAGUGGCAGUGACCUAAUGGCAUCAAAUACA
Messenger RNA from Brenthis ino (lesser marbled fritillary), 1929 nucleotides. Lineage: Eukaryota; Metazoa; Arthropoda; Insecta; Lepidoptera; Nymphalidae. The record is from the annotation of a GenBank genome assembly.